Saccostrea cuccullata (small rock oyster) is the source of this 2630-nucleotide messenger RNA. RefSeq names its product patched domain-containing protein 3-like. NCBI's taxonomy places the organism in Eukaryota, Metazoa, Mollusca, Bivalvia, Ostreida, Ostreidae. The transcript has 3 exons. Gene Ontology annotation, biological process: transmembrane transport. Gene Ontology annotation, molecular function: transmembrane transporter activity. The record is from RefSeq and is a predicted model, not a curated record. Gene Ontology annotation, cellular component: membrane. The coding region runs from base 12 to 2630 and encodes 872 amino acids.
AAGAAUUCAACAUGGGAAAAUGCAAGAAUUGCUAUGAAAAAUAUGAAGAAUUUUCGGAAGGUCGUUUUGAAAAGCUUGGCGUUUUUAUUUCAAAUCAUCCGAGAAAAAUUUUGGCCAUUUGUAUUGCAGUUAAUUUAUUGUUUUUGAUUGGUUUCAUUAAUUUUUCGGUUGAAAAUGAUGUUGAGAUCUUGUACACACCAGAAAAUAGCCAGGCAUACAAAGAUCGUGAAUUUUUGAAAAAAGUUUUUUCUGACCCAACAACAGGGAAUUUCGAAUCUUAUCAGCUAUCGUCACUUGGGAGAUACGCAGACAUAAUGAUUAUUUCAAAAAACAGAUCAAACAUUAUGAAUCAAUAUUAUGUUGAUGAAAUAAACAAUAUCGACAGAUUCAUCCAGAAUUCUAUUAUUUUUCAAGAUCCAAGUUUGUCAAGCAUAAGAUACCCUGACAUAUGCGCCAUAGGCACUUCCGCUUGUGGAAUACUUGGCAAAAUUGUUUUGAAGACUAAUUUUCAACAACAGUUUAUAUCAAAAAAUGUUACUUAUCCAACGUUUAUGUCAGAGAUAAUUUCACCUAUUUUUGCAAAUCCGGAGAGCAAAAAUAACGUUCUUAUUUCUACCAUCGGCGUGAAGUUGCGAUAUUUUCUUCGACAAAAUACAUCAUUGUCCAUAGGAUGGGAAAAAACGUAUUUAGAACAGAUUGCAAAAUUAAAAACAAACAUCACAGACAUUGCAUUUGCAACUUCAGAUUCUCUUGGUACAGAGCUUGAUAAAAAUACGAAUAGUGACAUUAAAUUUUUCUCUCUAACUUUUACGCUCAUGAUGACUUAUGCUUGUUUGGCCUCUGCAUCUUCUUGGAUAAAAUGUAACAAUGUUGCAAACAGAAUGAAUUUGGGUAUAGCAGGAGUGAUGACACCAGUCCUAGGGAUCGGAUCUGCUCUUGGAUUUGUCAGCGGAAUCGGAGUAAAAUUCACUAAUAUUGUAGGAGUCAUGCCAUUCUUAAUAAUCGGUAUUGGUAUUGACGAUAUGUUUAUUUUGAUGUCUGGAAUGGCCGAAGCACCAUCUCUCCUGACAAAUACAGUUGAAAAUAGAAUGGGUUAUAUGUUAAAAAAGAGUGGAAUAGCUAUUACAAUUACCUCCCUAACUAAUCUUUUGGCAUUUUCUAUUGGAGCAACGUCUGUAUUCAUCAGUAUCAGGAAUUUUUGUAUAUAUACAGGAAUGGCAGUCCUCCUUUGUUACUUCAAUCAACUUUUUUUCCUAUCUCCGUCAAUUUGUCUGAAUGAACAACGAACAAGUGAACUGAGGCAUUACUGUAUAUGUUGUCUGAAAGUAACUCAAGAGAAUCCAGCAGAAAUAGACAGAAAACAAAAACGUGUGUGUAUGUCUGGUUCAAUUCCAGAGAGCAGAAAAGACGUUGAAAGUUUUUUGGAAAAAUAUCCAAAGAAAAUUGCUAUCAUAAUAUUAUCGCACAUUGUAGGGAAAAUGAUGAUUUGUAUUGUGUUUGUAGCAUAUAUUGUAUCAGCUAUCUAUGGAGCGAUUCAUAUGAAACAAGGUUUACUAUUGUACAAUUUGGUUGCGGACAAUUCUUACUUCUAUACGUACAGCUCUUGGGAUGAUAAGUUUUACACAGUGGAACCGGUUAUCGCAUUAUGCAUUAAAACUGAACAAAAAUAUUCAAUAACCUCAACACAGUCUCUCAUAGCGGAUAUCCUGGAUAAAGCAAAACAAGACCCUAAGAUAGAUGAUAACUUUGAAAUCAAUUGGUUGAAAGCAUAUAAACUGUCACCAUUUUACAAUAUAACAACUGAAACUGGUUUCGUAAAUGGUUUAUAUAAUUUUCUGAAUAAUGCCGCCCGCUUCAAAAAUGAUAUUAUAUUUGAUAAUUCCAGAACAAAAAUUAUUUCAUCGAAAUUCUAUGUGAAAGCCAACAACAUAAAAACCACACAAGACCAGGGUUCACUAAUGAAACGAUUGCGUGAAAUCAGUGAAAAGGCGAGAUUUUCAUGCUUCUUUUACACUCCAGCUUUUAUAUUUUUUGAACAAUUUGUUCAAAUAUUGCCUAGUACUUUACAAACAGUUGGUAUCGCGGUCGCAGUUAUGUUGGUUGUUACAUUUAUUUUUAUGCCCAAACCAUUGAUAAUUUUCAUUGUUGCACUUACUUUAGUAAGUAUUAUCGUUGGGAUAUUUGGUUUCAUGUACUAUUGGGAUCUUACUUUAAGCUCAAUCACGAUGAUCCAUCUUGUUAUGAGUGUUGGAUUUUCUGUAGAUUUUACUGUUCAUGUGUGUCAUGCUUUUUUGACAGUUAGGCAUGAAAACAAUUUAAUUCAACGGGCCCUUGAUUUAUCGGGCGGGCCAGUUUUUAAUGCUGCUUUAUCAUCUUUGCUAGGAAUUUUCAUGCUUGCCUUUUCAAGUAGUUACGUAUUUACCUCUUUUGGAAAAGUAAUGUUUCUUGUCGUGAUUUUUGGUCUGCUUCACGCAGCAUUUUUUCUUCCUCUGCUUUUGUAUGUUUUGAUUUCUGUUGCAAAUAGGAAGAAUGUGGUUGCACAAACACAUGAAAAGACACAACAAAGGGUGGAGUCUCAGAAAGAAAACUCGAACGAUAUAAAAUUAGACAAUUUACAAAAGGAAUUGUAA